Folsomia candida is the source of this 1735-nucleotide messenger RNA. RefSeq lists its product as uncharacterized. The transcript has 2 exons. The coding region runs from base 488 to 1522 and encodes 344 amino acids. NCBI's taxonomy places the organism in Eukaryota, Metazoa, Arthropoda, Collembola, Entomobryomorpha, Isotomidae. The record is from RefSeq and is a predicted model, not a curated record.
UAUUUACGCGUUGUGUUUGAGUACGUGAACAAGUUGUCCCAACAAACAGAGAAGGUACAAAAUACUUAGCAAUAAAUAAAGGCCUGCCUACGAUGGAACAGCUAUUUGUAACCAAACCACCCCCAUUACCAAUUUUGGUGGGAACUACAACUGCUCGAGCAGUGGAUGCAGCGGCUCUAAACCACCAGGUACAGGGCCGACACAUAAUUCUGUGCUACAUACAUGUUUACCGGGAAUCAAGCACAAGGACCCGCUUAAAUUGUGCUCUUAUCUGAGCACGAGCUGCAAUUUGGCUUAUAACUCGUCCUUGAUAUGCAUACAUAUACUGUGAUAUAUAUCCUAUCACUCUACAUAUUCUGCGGAUGUGUGCGUAUCGUUGUUAGGAUACCCAUUAUUGGCAUUAUUGCCUCGUUACUAAUUUACAUGCACAAAAUCUCUAUACUGGCGGAACUAUUAUCAGUUCCCAAUUAUCUUAAUUGUCGGAAACAUGUUUCGAACAGAAAGUGAAACCCGACAAUCCUUUAGUUCUUCAACGACAGGAAAUUUCGUUUCAAAGACUUCGACCGUUUGGAGUGAAAAUGGAGAUUUUACUUCCUUCCCCGCUAAACCAGUCGUUAACAAUGUGACAAUCAAUAAUCAUGGUGAUGGGAAUACCACCCUGGCAAAUAGUGGGGACGCUACCGUAACCGUGAAUAAAUGUGAUGGAGAAAAUACCAAAAUUAAUGUUCCCAAAGAUGACCUGAAAGUGUGUCCCAUUGACGACGGGAUAAGAAUAUCCUCCAUAACGAAAGCAAAUAAGAAAAUACAUAUACCUUGCUUGUACGUCUGGAUCGUCUUAGCGGUUUUCGCCAUCUUGGUCGGCAUAUUACUCACCCUCUGGUUGUCUGACGUCAUUAUCAUAAAUACCCCCAUCCCCACCCCUGCUCCUUUGGGACUUACGCAAUCCACUGACUCGGAACCGUCAUCCACAUCAGUUUUCAGGCAUCCAACUUCACCUCCCACCAAGCAUUUCCCCCCAAUUCCCGGUCAACACGUUGAAAUGAAUCAUUUGGAAGACAUGGCGUUAAUAACUGACAAGACAACCAAGGUCGUGAUAAGGUCAACCAAUUCCACUGAAGCAGACCCAGACGUGUUUCAAGUUUAUAAGCAACCUCAUGGCGUGAUCAUGGUCCAAGUCGGACAUAAUUUUACAAACGCGUCCGACUUUACUAAUCUUCGCAGAGUCUUGCAGUGGCUCAGCCCAGCCGUUCACAAGCUAGCGAUUGAUGGAAAGAUUUCGCAAGGAUGCCAAAAUGAUUCAACAGUUGACAAGGAUAACCUGCCCUUUCCAUCAAUGACUAUGCUCGAAAUCCGAAAUUUUGACCAAUGCUUUAUUUCUAACUGGCUAAAGGAUUUUUGGAUCCCGGCCAUCAAGCGGGUAAGAAUACAUGUGGUAGAUGACAAUCCACAUUAUCGCGAACCUGCAAUUAAUAUAAUUCGUAGUUCGAAAAUUGAUGCCGAAAUCGAUUUCGACCAAGAUUGAAGAUUUUUAGAAAUAACAAAAUAAUUAUGAGAGUUGUGCUUAUCAUUUUUCGAGUACAUAUAAAUAUGACUACGUGUGCACACUUUAUGAUAAAUAUUUUAAUUAUAGGAAAUUAUGUAUAUUGUUCUUGCCGAAAUUUCAUGAAUUCCACUCGACCCAUGUUUGCUCAAUUCUGUCAUUCUUAUUUUAAUAAACAAGGUGAAUCAAAUUCCA